CAGAUAAAAUCGGCUUUCCGCGAAAAAGCGAGAAAGUUUCACCCGGAUAAGAUGUGUGCGGCAGGAGAAGCGGAGCCAUUCAUCAGGAUAAGAAAAGCCUAUGAAAUUCUGUCAGACGAAACUUCGCGGUCGAACUAUGAUCGGUCUCUG
Messenger RNA from Guillardia theta CCMP2712, 150 nucleotides. RefSeq lists its product as hypothetical. The record is from RefSeq and is a predicted model, not a curated record. The annotation marks the transcript as partial. Gene Ontology annotation, molecular function: misfolded protein binding; protein-folding chaperone binding. NCBI's taxonomy places the organism in Eukaryota, Cryptophyceae, Pyrenomonadales, Geminigeraceae. Gene Ontology annotation, cellular component: endoplasmic reticulum. The transcript has a single exon.